This is a messenger RNA of Pezoporus flaviventris, 3426 nucleotides long. RefSeq names its product transmembrane serine protease 15 (gene TMPRSS15). The record is from RefSeq and is a predicted model, not a curated record. Gene Ontology annotation, molecular function: protein binding; serine-type endopeptidase activity. The transcript is spliced from 27 exons. Gene Ontology annotation, cellular component: membrane. NCBI's taxonomy places the organism in Eukaryota, Metazoa, Chordata, Aves, Psittaciformes, Psittacidae. The coding region runs from base 1 to 3126 and encodes 1041 amino acids. Gene Ontology annotation, biological process: proteolysis; acrosome reaction.
AUGAAGCUGCAAAAAGCAUCUGACAAGAAAUAUGUUUCUCUUAGUUACUAUGAAAUUUUGUUUGCUUCUCUCAUUGCAGGUUUUGUGUGUGUUUGUGUUGGAUUGAUUGUUCUCUCAUGGUUGUCAGUCCGGGAGUUAGAACGAGCCAAGGCAAAUGGGAGUACACAUGGCUACAUGGGAACAUUUAAAAUACUCUCUGGGACAUCAUUCACUCCUGCUUUGCAAAACAGAUCAUCAGCUGAUUUCAAAGUCCUUGCCUUUGAUGUUGAACAACUGAUACAAGACAUUUUUCAAACAAGUGAUCUGAAAAAUGAAUUUGAGAGAUGUGAAAUUUCCCAGUUCAAGAAAUCUGAAGAUGGCUUUGAAAGAUUCAAGAAGUCAGAGACUCGUGUUGUUGUGAUCUUCACCCUUUAUUUUAGCCACAUGGUAACAGUUGAGAAAGUAAAAAAUGAGCUGGUUUUGCAUAUCAACUCAAAUAAAACUAAUCUUACUCAGACACUGAAAAUUGAUGUGAACAGCAUACAAGUCACAGUAACUGCUGAAAAUCUUACUACAAUGAUGCCGUUAACUUCAGGUUCAGGACAGCUCACUACAAGCAAGCCCUCAACAAGUGCAGCUGAAUGUUUGCUACCUGCUGAACUUUGUGAUGAUGGUGUAACCUGCAUUAGAAAUGAUUUAUUUUGUGAUGGAAUCUUGGACUGCCCAGAUAGUUCUGAUGAAUCUGAAAAAAGAUGUGCUGCAGUUUGUGAUGGAAAAUUUAUGUUGACUGAUUCCUCUGGGUUUUUUCACUCUAUGAAUUACCCAAAACCAUAUAAUUCAAACAUCAUUUGCCAAUGGAUUAUACUGGUGCCUCAAGGGCUAUCCAUUAAACUGAACUUCACUUCCUUCGAAACACAAAAAUAUGCAGACAAUUUAAAUAUUUUUGAAGGUAUAGGACAAAACAAGAUUUUAAGAGCUUCUCUGUCAGGGACUAAUCCUGAGACAAUUUACAUUUUUUCUCAUGAGGCUACAGCACAGUUCAUAUCAGAUUAUUCUGAAAAUUACAGCGGCUUUAAUGCAACAUACUCUACAUUUAAUGCAAAUGAACUAAACAAUUAUGAGAAAAUCAAUUGCACUUUUGAAGAAAGCUUUUGUUAUUGGAUACAAGAUUUAGAUGAUGAUUCAGACUGGGAAAGAAUUCAGGGUCCUACUUUUCCCCCUAUGAGUGGUCCUGAUUUUGAUCAUACAUUUGGCAACAUGUCAGGAUUUUAUAUUUCAACACCCAUAGGACAUACAUUCAGAGAAGAGAGAGUCCAGAUUCUGAGUCUACCUUUGAAUUCUUCAGAUUUAUCUUGUCUAAGCUUUUGGUAUUUCAUGUAUGGUGCUAAUGUUUAUUGUUUAAGAGUGAGCAUAAGUAAUGUGCAUGGUUUGGAAAAGAUCAUUUUCGAGAAAAAAGGAAACUAUGGGAAAAACUGGAAUUAUGGACAAAUAACUUUAAAUGAAUCAUCUGAUUUUAAGGUUAUUUUUGAUGCCUUUAAAAGACCUGGUCUCAGUGAUAUUGCCGUGGAUGACAUUGGCCUGACAAAGGGGAAGUGUAAUGACAGUAUUUAUGUAGAGCCAACUGUGAUUCCAUCUAUUACUGCCGUCCCUUCAGGUCCUACUGACUGUGGAGGGCCGGUUGAACUCUGGGAGCCAAACAAUACCUUCAGCUCUGAAAACUUUCCAAACAAUUAUCCUAAUCAAGCUUCUUGUGUGUGGUAUUUAAAUGCUGAAAAUGGAAAAAACAUUCAACUUCAUUUUCAGUUUUUUGAUCUGGAAAAUAUUUAUGAUGUAGUUGAAGUCAGAGAUGGCAGAGGACCAACGUCCUUACUUUUGGCUGUAUAUACAGGACAAGACCCACGGCCAGAUGUUUUCUCUACAACAAAUCAGAUGACAGUAAUCCUCCUUACGGACAAAUCUACAACGAAGAGGGGAUUUCUUGCAAAUUUUACUACUGGCUACCAUCUAGGAGCUUGUGCAAUUAAUGAGCAUCAGUGUGGCAGUGGGGAUUGUAUACCAUUGCAUAACCUUUGUGACAACCUACCUCAGUGUGAAGAUGGCUCUGAUGAAGCAAAGUGCAUGAGAUUGUUUAAUGGUUCUCUAAGCACUGAAGGGCUGCUACAGGCCAGGAUUGGGAAGAUGUGGCACCUGACAUGUGCUGAUGGUUGGAAUGAAGAGAUUUCAGACAGUGUUUGCCUGCUUCUGGGGUUAGGGGAUGCAAACGUGUCAUCGACAGUAUUAUUCACUGCAGAUGGCCCGUUUGUCAACAUUGCCAAAGCAACUAACAACAGCCUAAUAUUUACAAAAAGAGAAUUCUGUUUGAACAACCAGGUGGUUCAUCUGCAAUGCAACAAUAAACCUUGCGGAAAACACCUGGUAACUCAGAGCUACAGAACAAGAAUUGUAGGUGGAAGUGAUGCCAGAAGAGAGGCUUGGCCUUGGAUAGUUUCACUCCAUUUUAAUUCCAGACCUGUUUGUGGAGCUUCCCUUGUCAGUGAUGAAUGGCUGGUGACAGCAGCACACUGUGUAUAUGGGAGGCAAUUAAAACCAUCUCAGUGGAAAGCAGUUCUUGGCUUGUAUGACCAAUCAGAUAUGACACAGCCUUCAACAGUAGUUCAAAACAUUGAUCAAAUAAUUAUAAAUCCUCAUUACACAAGAUCUACAAAAGAUAGUGAUAUUGCUCUCAUGCACUUGCAAUACGAAGUGCAAUAUACAGAUUAUAUACAACCUAUCUGCUUACCAGAAAAAAAUCAACACUUUUUACCAGGAAUUAACUGCUCCAUUGCUGGAUGGGGUACUAUUAUGAGUGAAGGUCCCACUUCAGAUAUGUUGCAAGAAGCAGAGGUCCCUCUCAUUUCAAAUGAAAAAUGCCAACAACAGAUGCCAGAAUAUCAUAUUACUAAUAAUAUGAUCUGUGCAGGAUAUGACAAAGGAGGAGUAGAUUCUUGUCAGGGAGAUUCAGGUGGCCCUAUGACAUUUGAAGAUGGGGACAAAUGGUUUUUGGUUGGUGUAACAUCAUUUGGCUACAAGUGUGCACUUUCCAAACGACCAGGAGUGUAUGUUCGAGUCACCAUGUUUGUGGACUGGAUCAAAGACAUUAUCUAUUAGCAUGAUAUUAUUAAAUGAUAAAAAUAGAACUUCAAGGUUGAAAAUAAGCCAUUAGAUAACAAUGUAAACCAGACUGGCAUUUCAACCUUACAGUUAGAGAAACUGAAUAAAUAUUUAAAUUUCAGGGAGGAAAACAUUACUAUUUGAGAACUCCAUUACCAAUUGAGAGUAAUAUUCCAAAUCAGAUGCUAUGAUUUUUUUAACAAAUAGUUUUAUCAUUUUACUUUUUCUAUGAGACCAUGAGGAAACAGUUUCUUUGAACAUGAGUGUAUUAAAUGCAUAGUGAAGGGCUUUACAAAC